Molecule: messenger RNA, 1093 nt
Organism: Setaria italica (foxtail millet)
Lineage: Eukaryota; Viridiplantae; Streptophyta; Magnoliopsida; Poales; Poaceae
Product: cyclin-P4-1
Exons: 2
Coding region: 174-809 (211 amino acids)
Biological process (GO): regulation of cyclin-dependent protein serine/threonine kinase activity
Molecular function (GO): protein kinase binding
Source: RefSeq, a predicted model, not a curated record
AUCCUAUCACUUUACGUAUUAUCGUGAAGUUUGCAACAGUUACGCCGUGAACUAUACAUUUGGAGUUGCCCUGAGGAAGGCUCCGAAGAACUCCCCCGCCUGCUCUCCACCAGCCCCGGAGCUCAACACGUGCACACCACACCCAGAGGCCAGGAAGCCGGCCGGGAGCCGCCAUGGCCGAGUGCGAGGAGCUGGUGGAGAGCGGCGGUGGCGCCGAGGACAUGCCGCGCGUGGUUGCCGCCCUCGCCGGCAUCCUGGAGCGCGUCGCGGAGCGCAACGACGCGGCGGCGGCCGCGGAGCUCUCGGCCGCCGUGGCGCCGGCGUCGGCGUUCCGGGCGACGACCAAGCCGGGCAUCUCGGUGCGCGCGUACAUGGCGCGCAUCGCCCGGUUCGCUGGGUGCAGCCCCGCGUGCUACGUCGUCGCCUACGUCUACCUCGACCGCCUCCUCCGCCGCGGGCGACGACUGGCCCUGGCCGUGGACUCGUACAGCGUGCACCGCCUGCUCAUCACCUCCGUGCUCGCCGCCGUCAAGUUCAUGGAUGACAUAUGCUACAACAACGCCUACUUUGCCAAGGUCGGGGGCAUCACCCUAGCGGAGAUGAACUACCUGGAGGUGGACUUCCUGUUCGGCGUCGGCUUCGACCUCAACGUCGCGCCGGAGACGUUCGCCGACUACUGCGCCGUGCUGCAGUCCGAGCUGCUGUGCGCGGAGGCUCCCCCGCCGCCGCUCAGGCUGCAGCACUGCUGCCUCUCCGACGACGACGACGCCGCCGCCGGAUGCAGCGCCCAGCAUCAGCUCGCUGCAUGAAACCGAUCGAAGCCGAUCGAUCGACGGCUGGUCGGUGUCUUGGGAGCAGGUGUUGUACGCGGGUGCACGUGCACGGUGCGUGAGGGCAUGUGUGUGUCUCCCUCCGUAUGUAGUCAGCAGGUAGUAGUGGCUGAGUUCUUGGUGUGCACUCUUCCUCCAUUUUUGUUUGGUGUAGUGGUGGUGUAGGGGAAUCAUCAAACAUAGUCUUGAUUAAAUUGUACCGGUAGUAGUAGAUUGUAUAUACAGUGUUGGUCACUUCUGAAAUCUUGUGCGUAGUCUGAUGG